UUCCAGGGUUUGUGAUUUGUAGCUAGGCUAUGGAGUUCGUUCGAGGGAGCGUCUCGCCGAAUGGCCUGGCUGUGCUCACGCUUGAUCGGCCCAAGGCGCUCAACGCGAUGAAUCUAGACAUGGAUGUGGCGUAUAAGAACUAUCUUGACGAAUGGGCAGCGAAUCCCGCUGUGAAGGCCGUUCUUGUGGAAAGCAGCUCGUCGCGCGCAUUCUCCGCAGGAAUGGAUGUGAAGUGGCUCGCAGCGACUCUAAAAGAUGACAUCCAUUCACCUCUCUUGCAACAGGUGUUCUCAGCUGAGUACAGCUUAAUCUGCACGAUUGCUCGCUACCAAAAACCUUACAUCUCGUUGAUGGACGGGAUAACCAUGGGUUUUGGCAUCGGCUUGUCGGGCCAUGGCAAGUAUCGCGUGAUUACCGAGAGGACGGUUCUUGCCAUGCCUGAGAAUGGAAUCGGCUUGUUUCCAGACGUUGGUUUUGCAUAUAUAGCAGCUCGAACUCCUGCAAAUGGAGCUGUAGGAACUUAUCUCGGUUUAUCCGGUGCGCGAGUCAAUGAACCUGCUGAUGCUCUCUUUGUGGGACUGGGAACGCAUUUCGUGCCUUCGGAGAACUUGUCAUCGUUGAAGGAAUCUCUUCUGGCCAAGGACUUGUCCAAUGCUUCUGAAGCAGUGGAAGAUGCCCUCAAAGUUUUCGGCGGUAAACCUGAAGCUCCUGCCCAGCUCAAGACGCUGUUGCCUCGCAUAUCCUCAGCUUUCGGUCCAGAUAAAUCGGUCUCCGAAUCAAUAACGGCUUUGGAGAAAGAGCAGCACUCUUCGGAUGCGAAAGUUGCCGAGUGGGCAAAAGCUGCUCUCGCGGGGAUUCAAAAGGCCGCACCAUUCAGUCUGGAAGCCACUCACAAGCAUUUCUCCUCAGUGGCUUUGAAUCCAUCCGCACAGAUUGAGGACGUAAUGAAGUCGGAGUAUCGUAUGGCUCUUCGAAUUGCCGUUCGAGAUGACUUCUUUGAAGGAGUUCGAGCUGUUCUAGUAGACAAGGACCAGAAACCAAAGUGGCAGCCUUCUCAGUUAGAAAGCGUUCGUGCCGAAGAGAUUGAAUUCUUGUUUCGUACUCUCGACUGCGACCUUAUUGUCUGAUCGCCCAAAUAAAAAGCUACAAAUCAACAAGAAAACAUCGUCGAGAUCCACCGCCACCGUCUUUAUGGUCGAGAUCCACCGUCUUUACGGUAGCGAUGGCCAUGUCCACCACCAGAUCGCCGAGCGCUAUCACUUCGCAGUUAGAUAUUUCACCGUAAGUUAUAAUAUUCACGCUUUUAGAAAAAAAUUCCAAGAAAAUACUAAGGGAGUGCGUGAUUGUGGAGAUUAGUGGGGAACUUGCCGAUUGACAUCGUA
This is a messenger RNA of Selaginella moellendorffii, 1382 nucleotides long. Its product is annotated as 3-hydroxyisobutyryl-CoA hydrolase-like protein 3, mitochondrial. The coding region runs from base 30 to 1127 and encodes 365 amino acids. Gene Ontology annotation, molecular function: 3-hydroxyisobutyryl-CoA hydrolase activity. The transcript is spliced from 10 exons. Gene Ontology annotation, biological process: L-valine catabolic process. The record is from RefSeq and is a predicted model, not a curated record. Lineage: Eukaryota; Viridiplantae; Streptophyta; Lycopodiopsida; Selaginellales; Selaginellaceae.